Messenger RNA from Poeciliopsis prolifica (blackstripe livebearer), 2423 nucleotides. RefSeq lists its product as uncharacterized. Lineage: Eukaryota; Metazoa; Chordata; Actinopteri; Cyprinodontiformes; Poeciliidae. Bases 295 to 1230 code for a protein of 311 amino acids. The record is from RefSeq and is a predicted model, not a curated record. The transcript has 5 exons.
UUAAGGGAGACAAACGGUGGCGUGUCUGACGUGUUACCAGGACAUCACACAGGUGCAGCAACCUGUUCCUGCUUUAGGAGCGAUGCAGGAACGGGGGGCGUUUCUUCCUGCUUGCGGCUCCGAUCCAAACAGGCGAGCAAAGGCAGCUCAGGUGAGUCAGCACGCAGGUUGAGGAGCUCUCGGAUGGCGCAUGGAGAGUGAAGAACCCGAACACCUGCAGGAAGAACUCUUGACCCCUUUGACCCGAAAAAACUUAAGGACCCAAAACAAGAAAGUGUGCUGUUCCUGCGCAGGAUGAAGGUGCAUCUCGUGCUCCCUCUGGCGUUGCUGACGUCUGUUAUCUUGGUGGGAUUACUGAAGAUCCGCAAAACGGACUUCGAGAAGCAAGUGAAGCGGAGCCGGUUCCUGGACAUCAAGCUGCGGGUGAGCGGCGAUGUCAUCCAGGAGUACCAGAAGGAGAAGAUCGAGAGGGAGAAGCAGCUGGAAAAGGCUCAGGGCGAGCUGAAGGCCAUGGAGGAUGAAGUGAAGGUUGUGCGGACCAAAGCAGAGAAGGCGGCUGGAGAUUUAUCCGGCUGCGAGGGUUCCCAGAAAUCUGGUGCAGAUCAGCAGGCAGCAGAGGAAACAAACUUGGGGAACCUCAAAGGCCAAACUGAGAAGGAGAAGUCAGAGUGGAAUGCAGAACUGGAUCGACUAAAAAAGCAGCUGACAGAAAAAAGUCCAGUGUGCAACUUCUUGAAAGAAUACCCAGACCAAAUAAAGACUAUGUGCGGCAUUAAAGAAGAGCCAAAACCAGAGCCUCCCAAGCAAGAGGAGAAAAAGGCAGAGCCUCCCAAACAAGAGGAGAAAAAGGCAGAGCCUCCCAAACAAGAGGAGAAAAAGGCAGAGCCUCCCAAGCAAGAGGAGAAAAAGGCAGAGCCUCCCAAGCAGGAGGAGAAAAAGGAAGAGCCUCCCAAACAAGAGGAGAAAAAGGCAGAGCCUCCCAAACAAGAGGAGAAAAAGGCAGAGCCUCCCAAGCAAGAGGAGAAAAAGGCAGAGCCUCCCAAGCAAGAGGAGAAAAAGGCAGAGCCUCCCAAGCAAGAGGAGAAAAAGGAAGAGCCUCCCAAACAAGAGGAGAAAAAGGCAGAGCCUCCCAAGCAAGAGGAGAAAAAGGAAGAGCCUCCCAAACAAGAGGAGAAAAAGGCAGAGCCUCUGAAACAAGAGGAGAAAAAGGCAGAGCCUCCCAAACAAUAGGUGAACCCUGCCAAAUAAGUGGAAUAAGUGUUCAUAAAGACAGAUGCCUUCAAAUAAAAAUGUGCACAACCAUUUUUUCCUCUACAUCUCAAGCUCAGCACAAGGACUCUACUAUUCCAGCUCUUAUUUUGGCUGGGAUACGAUGUUGCUGGUGACAUGGAGCACAUCCAAGAAAAAGGGAUACAUGUGGAUUUGGCUCAUUUGACAUUUCUGCAAACUGACCUUUAAUUUUCAAGCUGUGGCUUGAAAAUGGUCGGUACAAUAGUCCAUAGACUUAAACAGUGAAUUAAAUCAACCACAUCAACCUAAGUAAAAAUGAAAAGAUUAUUGGUGUUAUGUUCUCUCGCACCUAAAUCAUUAAGUCAAAAACAUAUUCUGUAAACUUAAAAAUUAGCUUUUGUUCUGAGAUAAAGACCAACUCGGCGACCAGUUGCUCGACAUACUAUGUCCUAAUUUGCUGCAUGUCCCGGUUUCCUACCAAGUGUCAUCUGAAUUGUGAUUGCCUCAACUCAUUAAAUAUCACAUGUAGCAGAGGUAGGUCCUCAAAUAUGACUGUUCAUUAGAAUUUUCAAGAUCCUGUUUUCGUAACUAAAUGAAAAAUUAAAGCGUGUCAUGGUGCGGGGUUUGUUUUGCACAGGUUUUAUUUUGUGAAAUUUGUUGGGUUUGUUGUAAAUGAAUCCUGAACAGCUUUAAUAUGAUAGGCUUUUUGUUUUUAUUUGUAUUUUUAAUGGGAAGUUCUGUGAUGGACUGGCGACCUGUCCAGGGUGAUGGGUCGUCCAAAGAUAGACAUCAGCUGCUCCAUGAUCCUGCAUCGACCAGCGAGUAAAGCAUGAACGGAUGUGAAGCACUUUCCCAAAAACUUCUGCUGCAUGGAUAAAAUAAACUUGGACUGCACAGCUGAAAAGAAAUUAUUUAUUAAAGGGAUUGGGAUUUUCAAGUUUAGUUUUUUUUUAUAACUGGAACAUGUUAGUAAACGCUUGGAUUUAAAGUGCCCACACCACCUUAAACUUUUUUUAUUUUUUAUUUUUUUGUCACUUAACUUAAGGAUGUAAAUGUAUUUUGUUGGGGGUUUUUUUAUGAACCAAUACAAUGUAGUUAAAAAUUGUGAAGACAGAGAAAGCUGAUGCACGGUUUUCAAGCUUUUGUCUCUUUGUUUACACUGAUACCCCUAAAUAAAGUAAAAUACAACACAA